Molecule: messenger RNA, 1014 nt
Organism: Camellia sinensis
Lineage: Eukaryota; Viridiplantae; Streptophyta; Magnoliopsida; Ericales; Theaceae
Source: RefSeq, a predicted model, not a curated record
AUGGAGGCAGCGUACGAAGGGGUGGGAAAGCGUUAUAAUGACCAAGAAGCAUCGUAUCACAAGUGGGAGAGGGAAAAGCAACAUCUCUCAGCGUAUCACAAGUGGGAGAGGGAAAAGCAACAUCUCUCAGCGUAUCACAAGUGGGAGAGGGAAAAGCAACAUCUCUCAGCGUAUCACAAGUGGGAGAGGGAAAAGCAACAUCUCUCAGCGUAUCACAAGUGGGAGAGGGAAAAGCAACAUCUCUCAGCGUAUCACAAGUGGGAGAGGGAAAAGCAACAUCUCUCAGCGUAUCACAAGUGGGAGAGGGAAAAGCAACAUCUCUCAGCGUAUCACAAGUGGGAGAGGGAAAAGCAACAUCUCUCAGCGUAUCACAAGUGGGAGAGGGAAAAGCAACAUCUCUCAGCGUAUCACAAGUGGGAGAGGGAAAAGCAACAUCUCUCAGCGUAUCACAAGUGGGAGAGGGAAAAGCAACAUCUCUCAGCGUAUCACAAGUGGGAGAGGGAAAAGCAACAUCUCUCAGCGUAUCACAAGUGGGAGAGGGAAAAGCAACAUCUCUCAGCGUAUCACAAGUGGGAGAGGGAAAAGCAACAUCUCUCAGCGUAUCACAAGUGGGAGAGGGAAAAGCAACAUCUCUCAGCGUAUCACAAGUGGGAGAGGGAAAAGCAACAUCUCUCAGCGUAUCACAAGUGGGAGAGGGAAAAGCAACAUCUCUCAGCGUAUCACAAGUGGGAGAGGGAAAAGCAACAUCUCUCAGCGUAUCACAAGUGGGAGAGGGAAAAGCAACAUCUCUCAGCGUAUCACAAGUGGGAGAGGGAAAAGCAACAUCUCUCAGCGUAUCACAAGUGGGAGAGGGAAAAGCAACAUCUCUCAGCGUAUCACAAGUGGGAGAGGGAAAAGCAACAUCUCUCAGCGUAUCACAAGUGGGAGAGGGAAAAGCAACAUCUCUCAGCGUAUCACAAGUGGGAGAGGGAAAAGCAACAUCUCUCAGCGUAUCACAUAAAGAAUGCGAAAUGA